AACGGAAGUGUACUCACCGGUGUCGAGAAUGCAGUAAAUACACAAUUGAUUAUACUUGAGAUACCACAAAAUCUAUUUUCGGUCAGUUUUUCUCAAAGGCCGUUGAACCUCUGGUUAAGUAUCACGUGUCACGGACAGUGUAUCUAUCUCAUCCAUACAUUUCAGGACUGUCCCAGCGGACAUCUGACUUUGGAUGAAUUUAAACGGAUCUACACAAAAUUUUUCCCCUACGGUGAAGCUUCCCGAUUUGCGGAAUACGUAUUUCGAACGUUUGAUCGAAAUCGAGAUGGGAUAAUCGAUUUUCGUGAGUUCCUAUGCACUUUGAGCACAACCAGUCGGGGUACAUUGGAGCAAAAACUUCAGUGGGCUUUCUCCAUGUACGAUUUGGACGGGGAUGGGUAUUUGUCGCGUCAGGAUGUCACUGAUGUGAUAGCUGUGAGUCAUUCCAGUGAUGGAUCGUCGUUUAUAUACCCUUUUCUAAAACUUGAGUCUCACGCGCCUGUUGUAUUCUCCCGUCCGAUUAUCAGUUCCCUCCCAUGUGAUAAAUGUGGUAUUGAACCGAGCGACAGAUUAACUUUUCUCCAACAUGUCUUGACGAAUGUUCCAGUGUCUAAAAUAUUUCCCCUUGAAUACCAAAAUGUUUGUUUUGCUAACGGGACCUUCUUUGAUUUACGUACACAUCCACAAGGGAUUUUCGUGUUGGUUAUACUGGUGUGUUAUUCGAUUAAAUUAUUAUAA
Molecule: messenger RNA, 738 nt
Organism: Echinostoma caproni
Lineage: Eukaryota; Metazoa; Platyhelminthes; Trematoda; Plagiorchiida; Echinostomatidae
Source: the annotation of a GenBank genome assembly